AGUCCUCUCUUUCUCCUUGUGCUAACAGAUGAGGACAGUCCGUCUGAAGACAGGAGUGAACUGAAGGCAUCCCCCACCCCAAGCAGGAGGAAGAGGCGGCGGCACAGUACUGUUUUCACUGCCCACCAGCUGGAAGAGCUGGAGAAGGCAUUCAGCGAGGCCCACUACCCUGACGUGUAUGCCCGGGAAAGGCUUGCUGUGAAAACUGAGCUCCCUGAAGACCGAAUACAGGUCUGGUUUCAAAACCGGAGGGCCAAGUGGCGCAAACGGGAGAAGCGCUGGGGCGGCAGCAGCGUGAUGGCGGAGUAUGGGCUCUAUGGGGCAAUGGUGCGACACUGCAUCCCACUGCCUGACUCUGUCCUCAACUCCACUGACGGUGGCCUGGUUGGCUCCUGUGCACCCUGGCUCCUGGGGAUGCAUAAAAAAUCCAUAGGGAUGAUAAGGAAACCAGGAAGUGGAGAAAAGAUGGCAGGACUCUGGGACUCUGACCACUUCAAGGAAGGUUCUAGCCCAAGUCAGGCAGGACCCCAGAAAUGCUCAGACGAAGGCAGCCCUGAGAACGGCUUGGAAGAUGUGGCCAUUGACCUCUCCAGCUCCGCCCGGCAGAAGACCAAGAGAGCAUACCAGGGGGCCAGCUCCCAAGGAUGCUCAGACUCCGAGGCGCUGGAGGGGCUCCUGCCCGGGAGGGUGGGGGCUCUCUGAGGCCCACAGGUCCACCCUCGAAGGCUGGAAAUGGGUGCCUUCCUCCCUGGUAUUGUUCAAGUUGUCUAAGAUGAAUCAUCUCAGUUGGA
Molecule: messenger RNA, 791 nt
Organism: Equus caballus (horse)
Lineage: Eukaryota; Metazoa; Chordata; Mammalia; Perissodactyla; Equidae
Source: RefSeq, a predicted model, not a curated record